Phyllostomus hastatus (greater spear-nosed bat) is the source of this 2380-nucleotide messenger RNA. RefSeq names its product trophinin associated protein (gene TROAP). NCBI's taxonomy places the organism in Eukaryota, Metazoa, Chordata, Mammalia, Chiroptera, Phyllostomidae. The record is from RefSeq and is a predicted model, not a curated record. The transcript has 14 exons. Bases 99 to 2306 code for a protein of 735 amino acids.
GCGUAUUUUACAAACUGGGGAAGUAGCUGCAGCAGAAGCCGAGUCAGGGAGAAAGCGAAAUAGUGGGGGAGACCCUGAGAGGUUCCGGGGAAGCCAUCAUGACCACCCUCCAAACCAAGAAGAAUCCUCUCCUCCGGGGUGUGUCACCCACCCCUAGCAAGAUUCCGGUACCUUCAAAGAGAUGCCCAUCUCUCCCCGCUGUCAAGCCCUGCGCCCUGGACCAGGAGAACCAAGAUCCAAAGAGAUUGGAGCAGAAGACCAGUAUUCAACGUCCCCUUCUUGACUCAGCAUGCCCCAGGCCAAAAGCCACUCAUCAAGAAGAGAAAUCAGAGAGACUGGCGGGGAGCACUCUGCUUCGGAACCCCUUGGAGGAGCUCAGGCCUAGCCCUAGGGCACAAAAUGUGGGGCCUGGGCCCCCUCCCCAGACAGAGGUUCCAGGGGUCAUAGAGUUUGUGGCUGACCCUGAGGCCCUGGCUACCAUCCUGUCAGGUGAGGGGGUGAAGAGCUGUCGCCUGGGGCGCCAGCCCAGUCUAGCUCAGAGAGUACUGGUUCGAGGGAGCCAGGGAGGCACCAUCCGGAGGGGCCAGGGUGCCCGGGCCUCUGCAUAUUUGGCCCCCAGAACCCCCCAAAAUCGACUGGACCCUGCCAGGGCUUCCUGCUUUUCAAGGCUGGAGGGACCAGGACCCCGAAGCCGGACCUUGUGUGCCCAGAGGCUAGAGGCUGUGAUUCCACCUUCAGGACCUUCCUUUCACUCCUCUGCUCGCCCCAGCUUCCAGAAGCUAAAAAGAGAAACAGGUGGCAACAGCAGGACUUCAGUGAGCCAGGCCUUGGGAUUGCUCCUGGAGACCCCAGCCCAGCCUGCUUCUGUCCCAGAAGGAGAACAUGAAGUUGCCACUCACUCAGAUGAAGAAGGAAAGGGCCCUCUCGGUCUGACCCAGUGGGUUCCAUUGAGAGAAACCCAAGAGAUAACACACACCAAGGACCGCCGGGACUGCCACUCAGUGCCUUCCCCUGGCCAUGUGCUGUUACCGUCUAUCACUCGCCCGUCCCCCUUUGGACUGGCUCAGCGUGUGCCCUCGCCGGGCCCCUCGUCUCUGACCUCACAUUCAGUGUUGCGGCGUCAUGCCAUUCGCCCCAAAACCCAGUUCACACCCACCCCAUUGGCUCCCAGAGCUCAGCAGGUAAGAGAGGGCAGGGGAGGUAGCUGGCAUAGGAAGGGAAUGAAUGGGUGCAGGAGGGGUUAUGACAUCUCACUUCUGUCCCAGGUCCGAUGUUUGAGUGGCCUCUCUCCUCAGUCUUGCCCUGAAGAGCCCGCCCUGUCCUGGGAGCAGAUUGCAGUCCGGUUAUUUGACCAGGAGAGUUGUAAAAGGUGGCAGGAGGGGCCCGGGAAACCACCUGUGGCAGCUCCUCAUGGACCCCACCCCACUAGAACCCCCAGCUUCCAGGAGCUAAAGAUGCAGCGCAUCAGUAUCCUGCAGCAGCUUUUGCAGCAGGAGGUUGAAGGGCUGGCAGGGAGCAAGCAUGCCCCCCUUAAUGGAGGAUCCUCUCUGGAUAUGGUUGAACUUCAGCCCCUGCUGGCAGAGAUUCCUAGAACUCUGAACGCCCCACAGCAUAAUCCUGGGGCUUCCUACCUUCCUGAACUGUUACAACACUCUGGACUGCCAGAGCCCUGCCCUCCAGAGGAGUGUGGGGAAGCACAGCUCUGCCCUGGAGCAGAGCCUGCGGUCGCUCAGGCCUGCCCCCCAGCGGAGCCGGGGCCACCAGAGUCCUGCCAUAGGAGGGAGCCCGAGAUUCCAGAGCCUGCCACCCAGGAACAGCCUGUGGUGUCUGAGGCCUGCCCUCCAGUAGAGCCUGGACCCCUUCCAGCCUGCUCCCCUUGGGUGGAGCCUGGGGCAUCAGAGGCGGGCUCCCUGGAACCUAGGAGUACAGAGUGCAGUCCGCAGCCCUGCUGCUGUCAGUGGGCUCCAGUGACCACCAGUGUGACCUUCUCCUCCCAGCACCCACUUUGUGCCAGCCCCCCUAUCCGCUCACUCCAGUCUCUGAGGCCCCCAACAGGCCAGGCAGGCCCCAGUAGUCUGGCUCCCCGAACCCUGGCCCUGAGGCAGCGCCUCAAAGCAUGUCUGACGGCCAUCCACUGCUUCCACGAGGCGCGCCUGGACGAUGAGUGUGCCUUCUACACCAGCCGAGCGCCUCCCUCAGGCCCCUCUCGGGUCUGCACCAACCCUGUGUCCAAGUUGUUGGAAUGGCAGGACGCCCUGUGUUUUAUUCCAAUUGGUUCUGCUGCCCCUCAGGACUCUCCAUCAUGAGGCACCCGCCUCCACCUGCUCCUGCUCUUCCUUGCUCCUUCCUUUUAGCCCUUAUUUAUUUAGCCCUCAGGACU